GGACUCCGGCCCAUGGCUUCUCAGCACGGCGUGUCGCGCGUCGUGGGUGGCACAGAUGCCCAGCCAGGGGCCUGGCCCUGGAUCGUCAGCAUCCAGGAUCCCUGGAAAACAGGCACGGGGCAUACAUGCGGAGGGUCCCUCAUCAGCCCACAGUGGGUCCUCACAGCAGCCCACUGCUUCAUUGAGGCCAGGCACAUCACCAUGUGGCGCGUGGUGGUCGGGGCCACCCGGUUGACUCAGCUGGGCCCUGAGGCCCAAGUGCGCACUAUCAAGCGGCUACUGGUUCACGAGCACUACAGUAACAUCACGCAGAGGAACGACAUCGCCCUGCUGGAACUGGACCAGCCUGUGCAGUGCAGCUACUCCAUCCAGCUUGCCUGUGUGCCCGACGCCUCGCUGAGAGUGUCAGAGCUGACAACCUGCUACGCCAGCGGCUGGGGUUCCACGACUGCAAGAUGUGAGUUCCCAAAAAGAUCAACUGAUGUCCUGCAGGAGGCCAAGGUCCGCCUCAUUGAUGUCAACCUCUGUAACAGCAGUGGGUGGUACAGAGGGGCCAUCCACACCCACAACCUGUGUGCUGGCUACGCGCAGGGUGGCAUCGACACCUGCCAGGGCGACAGCGGUGGUCCUCUCGUCUGCAAAGAUAACAAUGCAGACUACUUCUGGCUCGUUGGAGUCACCAGCUGGGGGAAAGGCUGCGCGAGAGCAAGACGGCCCGGAGUCUACACCUCCACGCAGCACUUUUACGACUGGAUCCUGGCACAGAUGGGACUGCGCCCAGCAGUAUCGGCUACUCCAACGCCACAGCCAGGCUUCACCUCAAGCCCCUUUCAGAGGCCGAGACCGAUACCAACUCAAUUGGGCACGUUUACACCCUGCCCAUUUCCACUCCAGAGGCUGGUGCAAUUCUUUACUCGGGUGCAGGAGCUCCUGCAGUUCCUAAGGGGGACAAAGGCCUGAGCA
This is a messenger RNA of Gavia stellata (red-throated loon), 963 nucleotides long. Its product is annotated as acrosin-like. NCBI's taxonomy places the organism in Eukaryota, Metazoa, Chordata, Aves, Gaviiformes, Gaviidae. The record is from RefSeq and is a predicted model, not a curated record. Gene Ontology annotation, molecular function: serine-type endopeptidase activity. The transcript has 4 exons. Gene Ontology annotation, biological process: acrosome reaction; proteolysis. The annotation marks the transcript as partial.